GGUUGCCCUGGCCUUAAGAUUCUUCCACCGCAAUUUGAUUUGGUCUGUGGUCCUCCUCUGGCCAGACCCUAUGGCAUUCACAUUUUCUGUGAUUAAAAUCCAAACAUCAUUUUUCUUUUUAUUGGUAUCCUUAGCAGAAUUAAAACUUCCCACUAUUGUUCCAUAAUGGCACCGAACACCCUCUAGUAGUGCAUUGGUUUCAGCAGCAGUGAAGUUACAGCUUCUUGAGUCCAUGGUUCCGUUGCUUUACUAUAGUGAACAUUGUUCAUCAAUUAUAGGCCUUGGGUCCAAUUGCCUCAAUUGAACGCAAGCCAAAACUAAUUAGUUGUAAUAGGUGUGUUUGAAAAGACCAACUACACUGCCAUAUAAAUCAGCCUUUCUCAGAGGAUUCACAGAGAGACAGUGAAAUGGCAGGUGUUGUCCACCGCCACCACAACUUUGCCAGGAGAGGAUACCGUCAAAGGGUGUAUGUUGAACGUACCAAGCCACUGGAGCAAUACACCACUGAGGAGCUGUAUGUCCGGUUUCGCUUUGGGAAGGCUGAUAUAGAGUACCUUGUGAACCUUCUCAGGCCAAAACUUCAACACAGAACCCAAAGGAGUCACGGUCUGUCUGUGGAAGACCAGAUCCUCAUUGCUCUCCGAUUUUAUGCAUGUGGGACUUUCUAUCAAGUUGUUGGUGACUAUAUGGGAGUGGUGAAAUCAGCUGUGUGUGAUGUGGUGAGAGAUGUGUCAAUCGCACUGGCCAGCCUGGUCAAUGAAUUUGUUUCUUUUCCAAAGGACAACCAGAUUGCCCAGGCCAAGCGCAGCUUUUUUCUUUUGGGGAAUAUGCCCAAUACUAUUGGAGCAAUCGACUGCACACAUGUGCAUAUACAAGCACCUCAUGAGAAUGAAUGGGAGUUUAUAAACAGAAAGGGGAGGCACAGCAUCAAUGUCCAACUUGUGUGUGAUGCUGACCUCAUCAUCACCAACUGCGUUGUCAAGUGGCCUGGGUCUGUCCAUGAUGCACGCAUCCUGAGGGAGAGCGCUCUAUAUAGAGACCUCCAAACCAACCGACCGGAUGGCGUAAUAUUAGGAGACAGUGCCUACCCACUCCUACCAUGGCUGAUGACUCCUUUUCUAACAGCAAAUACACCGGCGCAGGCACGCUUCAACACUGCUCAUUGCAGAGCAAGAUGUGCAAUUGAGCGUUUAAAUGGAGUUCUUAAGAGGCGCUUUGCAUGCCUUAACUACCUGAGAGCUGAACCACAGAAAGCAUGCAACAUAACCCUUGCCUGUAUUGUCCUGCACAACAUCGCUACUAAGCGCAAUGUCCCUCUCUGUGCUGACAAUGAUGCACCUGAGCCCCUUGGAGACCCUAACCAACCUCCUGCAUUCUGCCAGAACGAGCAAACAGGACGUGCAACAAGGGACGCAAUAGUUAGACACUAUUUCUGA
This is a messenger RNA of Cyprinus carpio (common carp), 1436 nucleotides long. RefSeq names its product putative nuclease HARBI1. The transcript has a single exon. NCBI's taxonomy places the organism in Eukaryota, Metazoa, Chordata, Actinopteri, Cypriniformes, Cyprinidae. Bases 408 to 1436 code for a protein of 342 amino acids. The record is from RefSeq and is a predicted model, not a curated record.